Molecule: messenger RNA, 2664 nt
Organism: Olea europaea var. sylvestris
Lineage: Eukaryota; Viridiplantae; Streptophyta; Magnoliopsida; Lamiales; Oleaceae
Exons: 4
Coding region: 171-2495 (774 amino acids)
Source: RefSeq, a predicted model, not a curated record
UCUGUUAAUUCAAAUUCCUCGAGCAAAGGGGGAAGAGCGGUUUUCUUUCUCGGUAUGACACUAAAAAUUGGGAAUAGAUUCAUCACCCCCUCGGCACCAAUUUAUUUUGUGUUGCAGUGAUUUGUACUCAACUUCUUCAUCACCAAACUUGUAAGGUUUUCAAUAAUCAGAUGGAUGCCAAGGAUAUAGAAUUAGAUCUUCUAGCCCUACAAAGAUUAUAUGGGCUUUUAAACGGAGAUGGACAGUCAACAGCAACUAAUGAUAAGGGACAGUUGGAUGAGCACGCACGACUCCUGUUAAAGAAUUUAUUGGAUACAGAAGCUCAAAGAGUCUUUAAGGCACAUUCAGAGAUAAUAGCAGGUCAAUUGCGUGUAAUUGACAUGAAUAGAGAAAGAAAUGGUAGUGUUUGUGCCAGUGGAUCUGACUAUAGAAAGAAACGUUGCAGGGUUUGUCAAGGAAGCACUUUAAAGCAGCUUAAACCUAUUGAAGAUACAAAAUUUUAUGAUGACGAGACACAAAAUCCAAAAGAAGUUGUCAACUUUCAGAAUCAGCAGAAAAAUCAAUUCAAUCAUUUUCUUUGGGACAAAGAGCAGAGAAUGGGAUCGAUGGUGCAGUAUAAAGUUGAUGAAUCCUUAAACAGUGAAAAUGAAAGGAAGAUCGAAACUUAUGACAGCAAAUUGAAUGGUGUAGAAUCUACAGCUUUUUCAUCUAACAGGGUGAUUAUUGGAGCUGAUGAAAUAUGUAAUUUUACCACAGAAAUUUCAAAAGAACCCUUUGAGAUUGAUUAUUUAUCAAAAGAAGCUUCUGAAGCAAUCAAACAAAUUGAGUUGCGUAUUUCAGCAUUGCAACUAGGUGCCGAGCUUUCACAAAAAAAGGAUUAUGUUCAAGAAACCAAGUCGCCUGGUCCUGUUCUGCAGACAACUAAUGGAGUUGUCCCACUUAUUGAACUGAGUCGAGACAGAGAAAGUUUAGUUGCUGGAAAUGACAUCCAGUAUAAACUUACAAGUCAAAGACUUGAGGAUCCUUUCGAAUCUCCAUUCUACCAGGUGCCUAUUAGGACGACAAAUCAGCUAAAAGAGAUGAAACUGCCAAAUUUGAUGUCAAGUCAUCCUUCCAACAUGGUUCAACGUCCUGAUAGCAUGUUGGGCCAAUCAACAUCUUCUGUAAUAAGGAGCAGAGGCCCUACAAUGGGACAUGAUACACUGGAGAAAUUUGGCAAGUCCACUGAAGAACUUGAGAGCUUUACCAAUUGGCCUGCCUAUUUUUCGUCUCAGACUAAAAGGGAAAGUCCGUAUCAAAACCAAAUGUCAAUGAAAGAGAGAAUCAGUAAACACGAAACUUUCCAACCGUAUAUGCCAUUCACAAGUGCCACAGAUUUUGGGAAAAACUACAGAAAUAUUCAGUCAGUUGUUAGUGCACAAAAGGUUACCCAGCGGUUCCCACACAAGAUUAUGGGGUCAAAUUCAAUGGAUAAGCCUGCCAAACUUUUAUUGCCUUCGAGUUUUCAUGAAUAUCAGUCAGACCAACAUCAUGAUGGAGUUUCAACUAAAACUAAGUAUAAGAGCCCACUGAGAAAUAUAGCUUCACGUCAUCAAGAAUUAGAGGGUACACCUUCAAGUUCUUACUCCUCAAACUGGAUAAGUCGGCAAGCUAGCAGUCUUGGUAGUGAAAGUGAAGAGCGUUCGAUCUCAGCUCCGAAUAGAAGGAUACGCUACAUGAGUUCCGGUUCCACCAGUGAUAGCACAGAUUACUUUCCAUCACACGACACUGAAAGCCAUUACACCAGCUAUACAAGCAAUAGUGAGGACGAGGUUUACUCGUCCGACAGUAGUGCUGGAGCUGAUCAAGUGACUUCAAGUAGUGGCCACAAUAGUGUGGGGAACUCAUUGUAUGAUCAGCCAAUCCGUCAUCACACGGGACCCUCAUACUUGUCCAUGAAGUCCAUAACUAGAAGAUCGGGUCCUACAAAGAUCCGGAAAUCAGCUCAUAGGAUAAGCCAAGAGGAACAGAGCGGAAAGUGGAAGAGAUUUAAGGAUAGGCUGGCGAUUAUCUUCCACCACCACCAUCAUCAUCACCAUUAUGACGAAGGCAGUGAUGAUCAGAAAAAAAUGAGCCACAGCAAACCUCUACAGAAGAACACGGGGAAAAACUUUCGUUCCAGGAGGGAAGCCGAGGCUUAUGAGGAACAAGCUGUUGAAAAGCUCGGGAAAUCUUUGAUCCGCGACAGACCUGGUAAAAAUCAACGCAAACAUUUUCACGGGCUGAUGGGAGGCCUACUUAGGCAUGUCAAGCAUUCAAAAAGGUCAAAACCAGCUACAGACAGCAUUCCACAGUUAGGUAAAGGCCAGCAUGGUGCGAAGAAGCCUUUAAAGAAAUCGAAUUGGUGGCAAUUGCUGCAACACCACAGAGGAUCGAAAUUUCCCAACAAACCGCCACAUGUGAAGCUUGGAUUGAAGAAAAAGAAAGCCCAUUUGAGAGUACCGAAGAUAAAAUGAGUUAAAACUUUUUUUUUAUUUCUAUUAUCCUCUUAUUUGUUGAUUACAAGAAUCAGAUCACUUACAAAAUGAUAUAAUGUAAUUGUGUUGAAGAAAUUUGAAAUAGCUUGUAGGAGAACAAGGAUGUAUGGUUACCUACAUUCAAUUUACAUAUCCUCACUUUUUUCCA